ACCUACGCUCAGUAUUUGCUGCUUUUCGACAGUCAUACUCAUAGCGCGACAAGCCGCCAGAGGCUCAGCCAUUCGGACCAAAAGCCCGGGGCAUCGACAAUUUUGGUACGUCCGCACCAACAAGGCCAUCGUGGCUGCCCGCUCUACUGCCCUUCGGCGCCUGUUGGAAAGUCUGGUCAAGGAGGGGCGGGCCCUGAACGGAGUGAAUUUGGCCACGAUUUUUCACAAAGCAGCAAAAGUGCAGGAAGAGGUCUACUCUCCAUCCAUCUUGGCUUUUCUGACCAAUGCCUUGAGUGACCCAGGCCUGCGCUUGGAUGCUCGCCAAUUGGCCAGUUGUUUAUAUGGUUUGCAGGGCUUAAGCACCAGCGAAGCAGAUCCGGAGGUCCUUCGUUUGGUGGAUGUUCUGGCAACGAUCACCGAAAGCUUCAGAACUUCCAAGAGCUUCACGGCUCAAGCGGUGAGUAAUAUGCUGUAUGGCCUUCAAAAUCUCUCCAGCGACUUUGGUGAAGUCCGUCGUCUGCUGCGGUCCCUGGCAUCGUUGCUGCAGGAUUUCCCCGCGCAGCAGCGGCUGUCGGCUCAGGGAGUUGGAGCGCUGUACGGCCUGCAGGGCAUGGGCAGCGACGCUGUGGAGCUACGGCAGUUGCUGCGGGUGUUGAAACCGCUGCUGGAGGCGGCCACAAAUUUGGAUGGACAGGCCAUAGGCAAUGCCCUCUAUGGGCUCCAGAGCAUGAAGAGCGAUGCCCUGGAAGUCCGGGAAUUGCUGGAAGCCUUGGCUCGGAAGGUGACGGCUUUUCAUGGGAAGCUCACUGAGCAGGAAGCCAGCAACGCGCUCUACGGCCUGCAAUUCAUGGACCCCCAGUUGGAUUCAGUGAAGGACAUCUUGGCCGUUCUCUCCAGCCAGGUUGGUAGCAGCCCAACAGCCACCUCGCUAAAGCGUGGCAGCCGACUCAGCCGACAUCCGGUGAAUCCGUUGGAAGGAUCCUGGACCAUACCUCGCAUCGGCGCUGGGUGGUUAGGAGAUGCCUUCAGAGAUGCCAAUUCUGACGGUGACAGUGAUGAACAUAGCAAUACCCGUCCUGUCGCGGGCUAUGCCGUCGACAUUGGCCGCGACAUGGGUGGCUUCGCCCGCGCGCUCGCUCGUGCGCGGCCGAAUCUGCGAGUGGUUGGCUUGGAAGUGCGGCCGCAUGUGGUGGCCUUUGCCAAUGCUCGAGCACAAGAAGAGGGACUUCCAAAUGUCGUUUUUCUGCAGGGAAAUGCCAAUGUGGACCUGGAAGCGCUUCUUCAAGGCAUUCCAAAGAUGGAGGUGCAUCUGGUGACGAUCAACUUUCCGGACCCUCACCUGGCGCAGCCUUCGCACCGCCCGCGACGGCUGCUGAACGGCCGCCUGGUGCGCUUGCUGGCGGAGACCUUGGGCGAUGGAUGCGAGGUUCUUUUCCAAUCCGAUGUGGCUCUUCUCACGGCUGAGGCAGAAGCAGCUUUCUGCCACGGCGGUUGCUUCAAGGUGCUGCCAUGGGUAGACCGACAGGACUUUCCAGAGACCGAGCGGCAGAUCGUGGUACAACAGCUUGGCCUUCCAAUUUUCAAGGCCAAACUGGUGCGAAGUGGUGUUGCUGUCCCAGCCACACUUCAAAAGGAAGUGGAUGAGCUGCUCAGCAAGAUGCGAUCAGGAUAG
Molecule: messenger RNA, 1672 nt
Organism: Cladocopium goreaui
Lineage: Eukaryota; Dinophyceae; Suessiales; Symbiodiniaceae
Source: the annotation of a GenBank genome assembly